CUGAACAGGCGGAAGUGCGCAUGUGUAUCAGUUGGACAAGGUUUCAGCCUAGGGGUGAUUAUAAGGAUUUUUUUUUUUUUAAAGAAGGCGAAAUUGUAAAAUAAGUUUUUCUUCUGAAAUUUUCUGCCCUAGGUGGAGGGGACCUGCUGACGGGGAAUGGUGGGAGCUGAAGUUGAGGAGUUCUGGAAGUUACCAGGAUAGAAAGGCUGAAGUGGGGCUCACUUAACGGGUCUGUGUGGCUGCAGAGACAUCUGGCCAGCUGCUGUGGGAACCUAAUGCAUUGGGGCAUCUAUCUGGAGCUCCCUCGUCAUGGCGUCUAGGCCAGAGUUCCCCAUCCUGGUAUAUUUCCCAUAAUCCCCAUCCGGAGCAUGCUUAACCUUUCCCCCAUGGUGGUAUGCCAGAGGGGUGAAAUCUAAAACAAAGACAAAAUCAUCUCUUAUUCAAAUAACAAUAUUAUUAUCAUUAUUAUUCUGCUGGGAUUAUUUCAUUUGCUGUUUCUGUCUGGAAUUAGGGAGUGGAUGUCAUGCUCUUCUCCUGCAUCAAUACUGCAGCCGCCACCUUCUUUAUUAUCUUUGAGAUGUUGGCUGAAAUGCCUCUUGUGACUUGAGGACUGUUCUGAUCAUGCUUCUUUUUCUUCCCAUGGUUCUGCUCUCUGCAGUGAUACUGAUACAUUUCUAAAUUUGCUAUACCUUUGUCAGAUUUUUGAUCGGUUUUAUAAUACGGUACAAUUUUGGUUAGCUGCCUUAAAAACCUUCAAUCGAAAGUGAAUCAAGGAAACGACAGUUUCUUUGAGUUGAGCUGUGCUUCUAGUGACUUCAUGGGCAACUUCAUGUUGUUUCCUGGGCAACAAGAUAAAUUGAUCUGCCUUCUGAUUUUAAUUUAAACUUCCCAAUCUAGUUUACGGACUUGGUAUUUCCUGCUAGUUUCUCAUCAAGUAUUACUCAGGUCUCACCUUGCUUAUCUUUUGGAGAUCAGAGAGGGUCAGUUUGGUGCUGCCAAUCAAUAAAGCAGUGGUAAAAAGCCCACUGCAGCAAAGUUAGUGUCUUAGAUUGAAAAUUGAAAAUCUAAGAAAAGUCCAGAAAAGAAAAACUGACUGAUUAUUUCUUGCAGAAACUCUGGAAUUCUCCUCUGUAAUAAGUAGAAUUUGGACUGACCUGCAGCAUUUGCGACCAGGUUCUGAACAGUAAUCAAUGCAUUUCUUCUAAGAGAGUUUCCUGGAUCUGAAAAUGAACAAACAGAAGAAGACCAUGUAUGAUGAGCAGUCUGAAAAUCUUGAUCAGUUUGGCACAGAUAUCAUUGCUGAAAUUGAAAAACUGUUUACGAAGACAUUUUUGUACACCAAACCACCCAACAAUGAAUGGCAGUUGCCUGAUCCCAACCAAGUUUUUACCUCCAAUCACAAGGCGUUCAGUUCUCUUGUUGCUCUCAAGGAUUCCAUGAAUGAAGUCAAGAACAAACUCAGUGAUAAGCAGCUGGAUGAGUGGCAUCAGCACACCUCCUUCACCAACAAAGCAGGGAAAAUUAUUGGCCACAUCAAGAAAUUGGUCAAUGCUGAAUUAUGCACUCAGGCUUGGUGCAAAUUCCACGAGAUCCUGUGCAGCUUUCCUCUCCUCCCAAGUGAUGCUCUUCAAAAUGGCGAACUCAACUCAGUUCAUUUAUGUGAGGCACCUGGUGCCUUUAUAGCCAGCCUCAACCAUUAUCUGAAGUCUCACCGUAUCCCCUGUGAUUGGAACUGGGUCGCCAAUACCUUGAAUCCGUAUCAUGAAGCGAACGAUACCCUUAUGAUGAUUAUGGAUGACCGACUUAUUGCCAACACUUUGCCCUGGUGGUAUUUUGGUCCAGAGAAUACUGGGGAUGUCAUGACCCUAAAACACCUUACAGGGCUGCAGCACUUCAUAAGCAACAUGGCCACUGUUCAUUUGGUCACCUCUGAUGGGAGUUUUGAUUGCCAAGGCGAUCCCGGUGAGCAAGAGACACUGGUUUCUCCAUUGCAUUACUGUGAAACUGUCACUGCUUUAAUGACUUUGGGUCAUGGGGGCUCCUUUGUUCUGAAGAUGUUUACUUUGUUUGAACAUUGCUCAGUUAAUUUGCUGUUUCUACUCAAUUGUUCCUUUGAGGAGGUUCAUGUUUUUAAACCUGCUACUAGUAAAGCUGGGAACUCUGAGGUCUAUGUGGUUUGCCUGCGCUAUUUGGGCAGGGAGGCCAUUCACUUCAUCUUAUCUAAGAUGAUGCAGAACUUUGGGACAGAACUGGUGGCAAAAGCUCUAUUUCCCCAAAACUUAAUUCCAGAGUCUUUUCUUAAAGUUCAUGAAGAAUGCUGUUUAUUCUUUCACAAGCACCAAAUAGAGACAAUUUCAGAGAACCUCCGACUCUUUGACUGUAUGGGCGAGGUGGAGCAGGCCAGGCUAAAUGCUUUGCGGGACUGCUCUGUAGAUUUCUUCUUGCAGAGAUUCCAAUUAAAACCUAUUGCCCGAAACAACUGGCUGGUGAAGAAGCCUCAUGCUGGCUAUAGCAUGAAUUCCAAAUGGUUUGGACAGAGGAGCAAAUAUUUCUGUACCUACAAUGAGAGAAAACUGCUGGAGUCCCUGUCAUGGGAAGAUAAGGUGGUAAAGGGAUGCCUUAACCAGUGGGUUGAUGAACACGUUCUCAGUAAUGUGGGGAAGGGCUGUGUUUUAGAAGGAGCAUCUGGCAACCUCGACUGUCGUUUAUGGUAUAUCUUGGAAGGCCAGCGAUUGCCAAGAGUUAAAUUUUCUCCCUUCUGUGAUGGUGAGGUAUUGAAGAGCCUCAAUGAAGCCAUUGAAAAAUCUUUAGUUGGGCAGGCUGUUAAUGGUGGCCUUAUAAGAAUGACAUAUACAGAAUGCCAAUUUUGCUAUGUUCUCACAGCAUCAUCGGUGCUCUCUGAAUUAUCAGAACUUAUGGAAUAUCAUGAAGAAGUUCCAGAUAAAAAUUGCAUGAACCAAAGAAAAUGCUUGGUUUUGGGUUUCCCAAUGUUUUGCGAUGAUGAAAGUAGAUCUGGCUUGGAAGUUAAAACCGUGGAGUCAGCAUCUCUAUUGGCUUUUAGCUGCUCUUUACUCCAUGACGGAGAACCAAAAUAUCAACUGCAUUUUUUAGAAUGCCUUUUGGGUGCAUUUCCUCAGCUUCAGAAAGGAGAUGCAUUGGUUUUGCCUAUUCUUUCUUGUUUCACACGCUUUAUGGCCGGUUUAGUUUUCAUAUUGCAGAGCUGUUUCCGGCGCAUUUCCUUUGCUUGCCCCACAUCAUCUCAGCCUUUAAGGACCAAUGCUAUGUUGCUUUGUGCUGGAUACCAAGGUCUUCCAGAUUCAGUUUUCCAAUACCUGCAGCAGCUGAAUAAACUUAUGAGAACCCUGCUUGACUCAGAGUCUCCACAGCAGGUCUUGCAAUUUGUACCUAUGGAGAAUCUGCUGAAGGGGUUGUUGUUGGAGUUUCUAUGGGACCUCAACAGUGCUAUUGCAAAAAGACAGUUGCAUUUGAUUAUCCAAAUUGAGCAGCAGCAUAUGACAUGAGGAGGAUACAGCUCCUCUAGUUUGGCUAGUCAGAAGUAUUUUUUUAACCAUAGAGAACAUGUUUUAGUGUUUGCUGAAAGAUGUCUCAUGAACUGCUGGGGAAGAGGAAAAUGUACAGUUUAGGCAGGAGUGGAUAAUCCAUGGACCUCGAAGAACUGCUAUAUUAUAUCUCUCAGCUGCCCCAGCCAGCCUGGUCAGUAGUGAGGGAUGCCAGUGGGAACUGAUUAGGCAAUAACUGGAUCACCAGUUCCCUACUCUUCAUUUAACUAGUAGAACCUCUGAUUCUAAUCCAGCUUUCUCCAAUAUGGUGUUUUCCAUGUGUGUUGGGAGUCCAAGAAUUACAACUUAGAAUUUGGAAUUACAACUUAGAAUUCCCAAAAGUAGACCAUGCUGACUGGGACAUCUGAGAGCUGUAGCCCCAGCGUUUAUGGAGGAUGGCUGGGGAUGAUCACCUUGACAGAGCUUGUCCGAGGUUGGCACAUUCAUGUCAGUGAAUGUAUGAAUUGGUCACAUAUCAGAGGGAAUCAGCUAGGUAUUUUUAAUUGACCAGAGCUCUACAGUGAGAGCAACUAUCAUAAAUCAGUUAUGCUUUAAGAAAACUGAGCAGCUAUUUUAGACUAUUGUACAUGGUUUUGUAUAACAAUACUAAGUAUCACAUUCCAACUUUGUAAAAAAAAAAAUCCAUUUCUGAUCUUUUCUUCUUUGUCUCUGUCAGCUCUAAAGCCAUAUUAGGUGAAUUUGCAGUAGAUAAGUCCAGGGAUGAUCCCAAGAUCUACUUAAAGUUAGCCACAAAGCAUGAACCUGCUGGCUUUCUUCACAUGACAUGGUAACUAUGGAACAUGGUUAAUGUGGCUGUAUUUUCAUGCUUGUUAACAGCCCACUCCUAGGUCUAUGUGUAGCUCUUUAAUGAAACUUUGUCACAUAUCCUGUGAUGCAGACUUGAGAUGGCUGCCAUUUUGGAUGUUGGGAAAGUUGUUUUAUAACUUAAGUUUGUUGUAGAUUGUGAAAACUGAUUUCUAGGAUAUCCAGGCAGUGACCAUUUUGGGUCCUCACAGGGUGGUAAAGGAUAAAUCUUGACUAAAGAGCUGAGCACAACAGUAAUUAGGCUAUUCUAUGGCCAGAGCUUUUGUCAAGGAAGAAGUAGCUUUGCUUCCCCAGUGAUUUUAUUUUAAAUCAUGGGGAAUAAUGCCAGCAUUAUUUAGUUUUUAAACAAUUCAGACUUAAUGAAGCUGGACUGACUUGAUAUACAUUUGAUGAAUCACUGCAUUAGUCCCCAUGAAAAGCAGACCAGUUCAUGUAUCAGAGCAUCCAAUUUUUUCUUUGUUUCAAUGGAUUUGGUGUGAGCAAUCAGGGUGGGAGUGCAAACUGUGGCUAUCAACCAUUGAGAACUUUCAGAUGGUCAGAACAUUUUUUUCUGAUAUGGGAAGUAGCUUAAAGCUUUUCCCUCUGUAUGCAAGAUAAAUUUAAAAUCAAACAGAGGCCUUCAACCACAAUCCACUUGGGUUCCCCUGCAGAGCAGUGUUUCCUAACCUUGGCAACUUCCAAAGCUGUAAACUUCAAUUCCGAAAAUUCUCAUCUACGGCCACGCUGGCUGUGGAAUUCUGAGAUUUGAGGCCCAUACACCUGGAAAUUGGCACAGCUGGAAAGGUGCUUUAGAGACCCCAGCAGAGUUUUUGCAACAGAAAUGCAAUACUUCAUUUUCAAGGAUUCAAGCUUUCUGUGAAUUGUGCUCCUGAUAUAGCCAUGGCCUUAAACUCAUGUUCAGUGACAAAUAUGGCUCCGAGCCCUCUUAGAACUGCUGCAGACUUGUAUGAGAUAAAGCACAGUAUACGCUUAAGAUCACAUUCCUUCUCACAAAUGCAGAGUAAAUAUAUGGAAAAGAUUCUGGGAUUGUCCAAAUGUGGUCAUUGAGCUGGCCUGGCCUUGCUUUUCAUGCUUCGCUUAUUAUAAAAUAAUCUUUUUAAGCCCUCCAAACAAUGGUUGAUGUUUUGAACCAAAUGCCUGCAAGUCUGCAGCCUAAUUUCAGUCAGUUCUAUGUGACCAUUUCUUAUGUUGCUGGAAAAAAAAAGAUGCUGCUGCUUUAAGAAAUGCAUUCAUGGAAAUGAAUGCAAACUUUAAAGCAGUAGCACCUGUUUUUCAUACUGCUUGCUUUUGACCAAGGUCUGAAGCACUUCUGGCAUAUAUGUUUUGAAGUAUGUGCAGAGAUCAAGAAUUGUGACAGUGCUUGCCAAUUAAAUGGGGGCAGGGGCGGGGAAGUGUUGGAAAAUAAUUGCAGACCAUGGUAGGAAUAAUAUUGGGUAAUAAUACAGGAAAAAGAAUAUUGUCUGGUUGAUAGGCUUAUUCUAAAAAGGACCUGUUCCCAUUUAAUGAUUUAAUUCUGCUGAGCUUCCUGUCUUAGGCAGUCACUAAUAUAUAUUCAGUGGGGCUAUAAAGCUGCAUGUUCAACCUCUAAAUCAUAGGCUUCCUUUUGGCUUUUAUGAGUUGAGCGAGAAUUCCUGUGCAUUUCAGAACUCAAAUACCUAAAUCAUGCAAGAUGCAGCUUUGACAAGGAUUUUACUGUGGAUUUGAAAAAACUGCUGUCAAAAAAGUUGUUUUACAACAUAUAUAUAUAAGGGGACUGGGAGGAGGAGUGACUGAAUGCUUGACCUCACAAGCACCUUUCUGCUUACGUUAGAAAGCAGCCUGCUAAGGAGUUGUGUCAUUGGUUCAUCUGGUGUGCUGCUGUCAACAGUGACCCACUCUCCAUGCUGCCAAGCAGAGUUUGUAAAUUAGGCAUACAAAUUGUGUGGUCUGUGAUUACAUAGGGCAGAGUUCUUGAACCUGGUGCUGUCCAGGUAUGCUGGAUUACAACUCCCAGAAUUCUUAGCCAGCUCAGACAAAGGUACCUGGGCAGUUCUUGCCCAUUCUGUUAGCACUGUCAACAGCUGGGAAUAGUACACCAUUGCAUUAAACAAUAGGUUGUUGAAGGAGCCACAACUGACCAGAUUUGCAUACAUGCUGGCUGGGGAAUUCUGGGAGUUGAAGUCCAUGCAUCUUAAAGUUGCCAAGUUGGAAAAACAGUGAACUAAGGCAUGUCAUGAUUUACACACCACAAUGGCUGUGUGGCAUUGAUGUUUUAAUUCAAAUCUGUCGAUUCUAACAAGAAGCUUGUGAUAUUCAUCCUUAGUUUUAAGUUUUGAAGCCCAAAAUCACACCACUGAUAUUUAGCCACAUCACUGCCAAGUUUGGAUGGAUUAGUUUUGAUCCAAUGUUCAGGUAUGAGGGAAUGUUUAGGAUGGGAAUGGGAAUUCUUAUAAAACCCAGAUGCCUGGGGCUUCUGUUCCCUCUUUGGGGCAGUUAUCUCUCAGCCUGAACUACCAUGCAGGAUUUCUAUUAUAUAAAGCACCCCGAACUCAUUAUGAGAGAUGUGGGAUAAAAAUAUAAAAUAAAAUAUUUAUUCAUUACUUUUAUAGCCUCUCUCUCCAUUCAAAAUGGCUAUUAGCAUGGCUAACAAUAAUAAAAUACCAAUGACAACUGAAUCAUAAUUAAAACAUAAAAAGAAAUUCAUUAAGCAUAUAUAAGUAAACUUCCCAUUUUAAGAUUCUCACUUAAAUAAACCCGCUAUCUUUUCUACUACAGCAGUUAAGAGUUUUGUGGAAAUAACGGGCAACGUAUAAAUGUUCUCAGUCUCCGGAGGCAAAUGGAAGAAUGUCAGCUAACAGAAGCAGAUGCAUAAUUGUUGACUUCUCUACACGUUGGCCCAUUCUUCCCCCAACAGCCACCUUAAAGGCUAGAAAACUGCAUAGCAACCAUAAAAGGAAUGCUUCUUUAAUUAUAAUAAUGUGCACGAUUAUAUGCAAUAAAUAGGCCAAUUAACUCUCCAUGCACUGUGCUUGCAGCUGUUAGGAGCUGCUCUUGAAUUAUUGCACUCAACAGUAUGUUCUGCUGGGUGGCAGGCUUCUUAAAUUAGAGGACCUUUUUUGAUGAAAUAUGUGCCAUCAGGUCGGUGUCAAUCCUUAGCAACCACAUAGGUAGAUUUUCUUCAGGAGGAUCUGUCCCCAACCUGGUCCUUCAGGUCUUCC
Python bivittatus (Burmese python) is the source of this 7582-nucleotide messenger RNA. The record is from RefSeq and is a predicted model, not a curated record. NCBI's taxonomy places the organism in Eukaryota, Metazoa, Chordata, Lepidosauria, Squamata, Pythonidae.